Ahaetulla prasina is the source of this 1696-nucleotide messenger RNA. It is a transcript of the gene GDPD3, whose product is annotated as glycerophosphodiester phosphodiesterase domain containing 3. Gene Ontology annotation, biological process: glycerophospholipid catabolic process. Gene Ontology annotation, cellular component: endoplasmic reticulum membrane. Gene Ontology annotation, molecular function: phosphatidylcholine lysophospholipase A1 activity; phosphoric diester hydrolase activity. Bases 345 to 1304 code for a protein of 319 amino acids. The transcript is spliced from 10 exons. The record is from RefSeq and is a predicted model, not a curated record. NCBI's taxonomy places the organism in Eukaryota, Metazoa, Chordata, Lepidosauria, Squamata, Colubridae.
CAUGAUGGGAAGGUCCUGGUAGCAAAGGGGAGGGUUAAGUUUCUGUCCUUUAUUCCUACACACCCAUUUCUUCCUACUCCUGUCCUUCAGAAAUUUCACUGACUUGCUUACCUCCAGUGUUCAAGAUUCAUCGAUCCAGGAAAUCAGGAUUUCCAAUCUACCUGAUUUCGUCCACCAAGUUUUGCCAGCUCUACGCAGAUGACCUAAUCCCUACAUUUCUUGCUGAGAAAACCAGGAGCCCUUUUCGUUCCAGAGAAUCUGAGUGUCCUGGUUGCCACUCCUUGCUUUAAUUUACCAAGCCCAGAAAUACUAACCACCUGCUUCCUCGGCCCCCACGUACAACAAUGAGCUGCAACUUGCUCCUCUAUGGGCUACCUGCCUUGGGAAUCUAUGCGCUGGUAUCUCACUGUCUUCGGAAGAAGCCACAUCUCCUUCACAAACCACACAGGUUUCCCGUUCGAUGCUUACAUGUCUCCCACAGGGGUGGUGCUGGAGAGCAGAUUGAGAACACUUUGGGCGCCUUUAAAAAUGCACUGAGCCAGGGGACAAACCUGCUUGAACUUGAUUGCCACAUAACCAAAGAUGGGAUUGUGGUUGUGUCCCAUGAUGAAAAUCUGAAACGCCAGACUGGGCACAACAUUGAUAUCAGCCUCACGUACUAUAAGGAUUUGCCACCCUAUCAGUCUUCUCUGGAGGUGACCUUUUCUCCAGGCAGGGUCUCCCAUGGUACUGAUCACCAGAUUCCUCGUUUGGAAGAGGUUUUUGAGCAAUUCCAUGGAAUCCCUAUUAAUAUUGAAAUUAAAGAGGAUAAUGAUGAUCUCAUCAAUAAGGUAGCACAACUUGUCCAGCAAUACCAUCGUUCCCACAUCAGCAUCUGGGCCUCCUUCGAUAACCGAAUACUGAAAAAAUGCCGGAAAGCUAAUAAAGACAUGCCCUACGUCUUCUCCAAGAACAGAGGCCUCUGCAUGCUUGGUCUCUGGUAUGUUGGACUCCUGCCCUUCUUCCCUCUGAAGGAAUCAUUCCUUGAAUUCAUGCUGCCCUCGAUCAUAAACAGGACGUAUUUUCCAGUGAAAAAGGGCAGAUUUGGAUCACUACUGGCAAAAUUUACCACCAAGAUGACAAUGCAUAAACAGCUGUUCAAACAUCUGGAAGACAGAGGAAUACAAACUCUUCUUUGGGUUUUGAAUGAAGAAAAAGAUUUUGAAGAGGCCUUUAGCUAUGGGAUCUCUGGAGUCAUGUCUGACUACCCAACUCUUCUUCGACAGUACCUGAAUGCUCAUCCACCUCCACCUUCCAACGUAUAAGUUGUAAUGUUGUAAAGUUGUAAUGUUGUUUUAGAAUCAUUGUUGACAUUUCUGAUGAUGGGGAAUGGAGAGAGGGGGAAAAAAUCAUGUAAAAGAUAGGAAACUCAAAAGUAUAUUUUACCUGUGGAUACUGUAAGAGGAAGACUCUGAAACAAAUAAAAAAUUUUGUUACCAGUGUGGGGCAAUCUCAGUAACUGAGUAACAUAUAUUACACACUGUAGCAAGGGACAGAAGAUAUGGGAGAUUGGGAGGUCAUCGUUCUGUUACAAUCCUAUUUGUAGAACAGUGACAUUGUCAGCUUGCAAAGCACCCUGGCCUGGAUCCCUGGAGUUACAGAUGUUUUUCCAAGUUGAUUAAACGGAACAAAAAGACGAAGAGGACAAUUCUCUCAU